AUGAGGCCUUACUUUCCACUCGCCAUUCUAGGCAUUGUGGUCUCGGUUUCCGGAGCUUUCAGCCCAACAUCGAAGAACAAUGUGGUUGUCUACUAUGGACAAGGUCCGAAUCAGGUUGACCUACUUUACCACUGCCAGCAACCAGAAAUUGACGUGAUCAUACUUUCGUUUGUUCAUCUUUUUCCAGCGCAAGCGAACGGCUACCCGGGAACGAACUUUGGAAACCGGUGCGGUGAUCAAGUCUACCCAGGCCCUGGCAACGAUCCGUCAAAAAAUCAGCUGAAAUUGAAUUGCCCAACCCUCAAUGCUCAAAUUCCUGUGUGUCAGCAACAGUAUGGCAAGAAGAUAUUGUUGUCUCUUGGAGGCGGGGUCACAACCUACCAGCUCACAGGAAAAGCCGAAGGCGAGCUCCUGGCGACAUACCUGUGGAAGAUGUUCGGCCCCAGAGACCCUAGUUGGACCGGGCCUCGCCCCUUUGACAACAACGGACAGGCUGUUGAAGUUGACGGUUUUGACAUGGACAUUGAACAUCCAUCAACAGACAACUCCGCUGGCUACAUCGCCCUCGUCAGUCUCUUACGAACUUUUUACGCAUCAGCGACGAAGCCAUACUACUUGACCGGCGCUCCCCAGUGUAUUGUGCCGGACGCCAGCAUGGCGGCCAUGAUAUCUAGCGUCAAGUUCGACAUGAUCUUUGUCCAGUUUUACAAUACUCCUAGCUGCUCAGCCGCCACCUGGGUCUCGAGCAACCCGUCCUAUGUUCCUGGCCAAUCCUUUCAGGGGGGUGGGUUUACUUUUGACUCAUGGGUUCAAUGGCUAUCAAACACGCCGAGUCGGGAUGCAAAGGUGUUUAUCACAUUGCCUGGUUCGCCCGACGCUGCCAAUCCAGGGAACUAUAUAACCCAUGACCAAGCCAAGAACCUCAUCAACGCAUAUUAUUGCCGGCCGUCCUUCGGAGGUGUUGCCGUAUGGGAAGCGACGCGAGGAGCCAGUAAUCCAUACAACGGCAAAUCUUUCCAGGCCACAAUGAAAUUGUGGCUUCAGGGAGCUGCGGAAGACGCGCGGCUAGCAAGCUGUCAAGCCCCGGUGGCAUCGUCGUUGCCAUCAUCUGUGCAGCCGACCCAGCCAACCAGCUCGGCCCGGCCCAGUCCGAGCCCCAACCCUCCCAAUCCUGGCCAGCCCGGCGCUUGCGGGGCCGGAGUGGGGCCUUGUGGAAGUGGAUUUUGCUGCAGUGCAUACGGCUAUUGCGGAACGACGACUGAGUACUGCGGCACAGGGUGUCAACCAGCCUUCGGCACAUGCGCGACCGGAGGCGGAAGCGGAGGCUCAGGACUACCGACAUCAACCAACGGAUCGUGCGGCGCCGGAAAGGCGACGUGCAAGGGCAACGGCAUCUAUCAAUGCUGCAGCCAGUGGGGUUUCUGUGGAAACUCCAACGGGUAUUGUGGUGCCGGUUGCCAGUCCGGAUUUGGUAUUUGUAGUUGA
Colletotrichum graminicola M1.001 is the source of this 1485-nucleotide messenger RNA. Its product is annotated as chitin recognition protein. The transcript is spliced from 4 exons. Bases 1 to 1485 code for a protein of 494 amino acids. Gene Ontology annotation, biological process: carbohydrate metabolic process. Gene Ontology annotation, cellular component: extracellular region. Gene Ontology annotation, molecular function: chitinase activity; chitin binding. NCBI's taxonomy places the organism in Eukaryota, Fungi, Ascomycota, Sordariomycetes, Glomerellales, Glomerellaceae. The record is from RefSeq and is a predicted model, not a curated record.